AUGCCUGCCUUCAAGAGUAAGGAUCUAAAUCGGAAUAGAACUUUCCUUCUCGAGUUUCUUUGGAACCUUCUGAACAAUCCGACUCAUCAUGAUAUUAUUGUGUGGGAGAACAAAAAAGAACUGGUAUUCAGGAUUAUGAACAAAGAUGCUGUUGCUGUUCUUUGGGGACAAAAGAAAGGUGGAAAGGCGAUGAAUUAUGAGAAGUUGUCAAGAGCUCUGCGUCAUUUCUAUGGUACUCAUGUGAAGAAGCUCUCUACCAACUGCGUCAUCAUCUGGAACAUCAUCUGCGAGAUCGACUCCUCCCCAACCAAUCGAUAUGGACACAGCAUCUAUUUCUAUCCAGGAACUUGUUCAAUUCAACGCAUUUCUUCUAAAAUUUCAAUACCUUCGUAUUCUUCCAUUUGA
Messenger RNA from Caenorhabditis briggsae, 405 nucleotides. Gene Ontology annotation, cellular component: nucleus. The coding region runs from base 1 to 405 and encodes 134 amino acids. The record is from RefSeq and is a predicted model, not a curated record. Gene Ontology annotation, biological process: regulation of transcription by RNA polymerase II; cell differentiation. Lineage: Eukaryota; Metazoa; Nematoda; Chromadorea; Rhabditida; Rhabditidae. The transcript has 2 exons. Gene Ontology annotation, molecular function: DNA-binding transcription factor activity, RNA polymerase II-specific; sequence-specific DNA binding.